UGUAUAUUCAUGUGAUUGGGAAUGUGUGUAAAUUUAAAAGUUGUGCUUUAUUAAUAAUUAUGGUAUUUCAACAAAUGAUAGCUGUCAAUACAACAGUAUCAACAACAACGGAAGGACUAUUUGAUGAUAUACAAAGUUUAGUGAAUAGUGUUGCCAAUAGUAAUUUAGGAUAUAAUAUAAAUGAUAUUAAUGAUUUAUAUAUGGAUGAUGAUAAUUCCACUGUAUACGUAGCAUAUGGACAUAAUCCAUUUGGGCCAUCACAAGUUUAUCGUAAUACAACUAACCGAAGUAUAUUGCCAUCACAUCAAAAUGCAGUAAGCACCACAAAACAUACAAAUAUUUACCCUCAAAGUCUACAGCAACAUCUUGAUAAUUUCAAUACAAAUAAUAUUGAUAAUAGUAUUGAUACAAUUUCAAACAAUAAUCCACGACAUAAUCAAGAAGAAAUUCGAUCUAAACGUAAUGUUCUUCAACUGUAUUAUAUGAUUAAUUGUGCCACUGGUUGUGAUCCAAUUAUGUAUAAGGGCUAUGGAUGUUUUUGUGGAUUUUUAGGAAGUGGAUAUCCAGUAGAUGGUAUUGACAGAUGCUGUCAACUUCAUGAUCAAUGUUAUACAGACGCAAAUUGUAUAUUUUUUGGUGAAUAUACAACAAAAUACUUUUGGCAAUGUUCAAGAGGUCGACCCAAAUGUGCCUAUGCAAACCUUUCACUAAGUGAUUGUGCAAGACGUUUAUGUGAAUGUGAUGUUUUAUUAUCGAGAUGUUUGCAGCGACAUUAUUGUCCAUCAUAUAGAAAAAUGUGCUGUGCAUCAUUAAAACGACUAUUCCAAAAUAUCAUAUCGAAUGUAAUUUAUUAAAAUACAAAUUUUCGGUGCCAAUUUUAUAUUGAUUCAGUUAUUAGAGAUUUAAAAACAGAUGAAACUUUGUAAAAGAUACACGGAAACUGAUAUUUGAGAAGAUUAUUUAUUUUAAUGAAUUAUCAAAAUGUCUCUAGAGUUUCAUCUAAAACCUUC
This is a messenger RNA of Chrysoperla carnea, 1010 nucleotides long. RefSeq lists its product as uncharacterized. The record is from RefSeq and is a predicted model, not a curated record. The transcript is spliced from 5 exons. The coding region runs from base 60 to 854 and encodes 264 amino acids. Gene Ontology annotation, biological process: phospholipid metabolic process; lipid catabolic process; arachidonate secretion. NCBI's taxonomy places the organism in Eukaryota, Metazoa, Arthropoda, Insecta, Neuroptera, Chrysopidae. Gene Ontology annotation, molecular function: calcium ion binding; A2-type glycerophospholipase activity.